AUGCCAGUGACCUCAAAGUAUAGUUUCCAGAGGCGACUGUCAUCCACUUUCAAGAACCGGAAAAUCCUCUAUGUGCCCUGCAGCAAAUUCGUUCAGAAAGGCGAUUAUGUGCACGUCUUAUACACCGGAUGGCUGUACGAGACUAAGAAGCAGUUUGACUCGAAUGUCGGUGGUGAACCCAUUCGGAUAACCGUGAGUGCAGGUCAGGUCAUUGCCGGAUGGGAGGAGGGUCUAAUUGGUACUUGUGAAGGUGAACGCCGUCGUCUUCGCAUUCCCAGUUCGAUGGGUUACGGAGAAAGGGGCUACGGGAAUCUCAUUCCACCUGACUCGGAUCUUGAAUUCGAUAUCGAAAUGGUUCGUAUUGACAAGAGGAAGAAGGAGUUCUGA
This is a messenger RNA of Echinococcus granulosus, 387 nucleotides long. RefSeq names its product FK506-binding protein. The transcript has 2 exons. NCBI's taxonomy places the organism in Eukaryota, Metazoa, Platyhelminthes, Cestoda, Cyclophyllidea, Taeniidae. The record is from RefSeq and is a predicted model, not a curated record. Gene Ontology annotation, molecular function: peptidyl-prolyl cis-trans isomerase activity. The coding region runs from base 1 to 387 and encodes 128 amino acids. Gene Ontology annotation, biological process: protein peptidyl-prolyl isomerization.